Synchiropus splendidus (mandarinfish) is the source of this 1183-nucleotide messenger RNA. RefSeq names its product guanylate cyclase activator 1d (gene guca1d). Gene Ontology annotation, molecular function: calcium ion binding; calcium sensitive guanylate cyclase activator activity. The record is from RefSeq and is a predicted model, not a curated record. Lineage: Eukaryota; Metazoa; Chordata; Actinopteri; Syngnathiformes; Callionymidae. Bases 241 to 825 code for a protein of 194 amino acids. The transcript has 4 exons.
GGCCUUACCUGCAUGGACUAACUUUGGUUUGGAUCUACUGCACCAUCCUGGAUCCACUCACUUUAGCAACCGUUUUCUUUGAGCGUCAGACCUUCCACUGUUAUUCUGUCUCUUUACUGGAACCUGAGGCUGAGACCGGAGGGUCCACCUGUGAGAUCCCGUCCGCCAUGUGAGUCUCACAGGGCCUGCGCGGCUGCUCUGAAGUCAAGAAAACCUGCGCUGAGGUGGUGCGGUCCAGAUAUGGGGAACUACGGGUCCAACCUGGAUGAUAUCCUGGCCCAGGACAUGCACCAGUGGUACAAUAAAUUCAUGCGUGAGUCUCCAUCUGGUCUGAUCACGCUGUUCGAACUGAAGUCCAUUCUGGACCUGAAGGGGUUGACCCAAGACGCCAACAGUUACGUAGACCAGGUCUUCUUCACGUUCGACAUGGACGGGGACGGCUACAUAGACUUCGUGGAAUACAUCGCAGGCAUCAGUUUGCUGCUGAAAGGCGAGAUCAACCAGAAGUUGAAAUGGUACUUCAAGCUCUUUGAUCAGGACGGAAACGGGAAAAUCGAUAGGGAGGAGCUGGAAACAAUCUUCACCGCGAUCCAAGACAUUACACGGAACAGAGAUAUUGACCCUGAGGAGAUAGUGACUUUGAUCUUUGAGAAAAUUGACCUAAAGGGAGAAGGUGAGAUGACCCUGGAGGAGUUCAUCGACGGGGCCAAACACCACGAGGACAUCAUGGAAAUGCUCAAGAACCUGAUGGACUUGACGCCAGUGCUGGUCAUCAUCAUCGAGGGCCGGACGAGGCCGGCGGUUGAGAAUAACAGAAAGAAAUGAUUGAUCAAAAGACUUUUCCAGAGGUUCUUUCCGUGAUAUUUAUUCACGACAAGGAACGUAGCCACAUCCAAGAACACUUGACUGCAUCUAUUUUGCGCUUGGAACCUUAGCGGAGCUUUGAUUCAGCGUUCCUUCAGACAGUAACAUAUCGGGUUUGUCUUUGUUUUUUCACCAAAUGCUGUUCAUUUUAUCUGUUAUACUUUGAACAUCAAGUUUGACAGGUUCAAGUUAGUGUGUGACUGGAAUGUGAAGUGACUGAGUUUAUAUUUUUAUACGAUAACAAGUACGGAGACUGACUGAGUCAAACUGUUCUCGUGUAGUAGAUGUUUCAGACAAAAUAAAAGCUCAACAAGCAUUU